AAAUACCAUUUCUUGUUGGACGAAAAACGCUUGAGGAAGACUUGGGUUAAUAAUUUAUCAUCUGAUGAAGAACAUUUAUCACACCAUGAAUUUGAUCGCCUGAGAAAUCAACAUUCCAAACCUAGAGUUGAGCUGUUAAAAUUACUGGCCGACAAUUACGAAUCGUUGUAUAAGUGUGUAGAAAUAUUUUCCAACGCCUUCAGUUUUGCUGUCCUUUGCAACCUGAUCUCCUGCAUGCUACAUAUAGUCAUCACUGGACAUUUCAUGAUUAUAGCUAUCAGAGAGUUUUCUAUAACUCUGCAGACUUACAGUCAGAUGAUGUGGAUUAUGAUGCAUAUAUUCAGACUACUUUUGGUAGUGGAAGCUUGUCACAAGGCGACCGUAGAGUCUAAGAAAACCAUACAGAUCGUUAGCGAAAUCAAGCGCAAUACUGUAGAGCAAUCGCUAUCAGCUGAGUUUCAAAAAUUUUGGAAAUAUUUACAUAUUUACGAUGUAAGAUUUUCGGUAUUGGGGAUAUGUGAUAUCAACAGAACGAUAUUGACAACGUUCAGCUCAGGAAUUGCUACAUAUCUCUUUAUUGUAUUACAAUUCGAAAAUAAUAAAGGCUAAAAGUUUGCAAAAAGCGUUGAAAUAUAAUCAUAUUUUGCUGCGCAUUCCUUUCACAAAAAUGUAUAAAAAUAUUAAAUGGUUAAAUUUCAAACUAAAUAAAAGAAUUGUAAUCAGGCUUACUAAAUAGAUGUAAAGCAAUUGUAA
Messenger RNA from Bactrocera oleae (olive fruit fly), 753 nucleotides. Lineage: Eukaryota; Metazoa; Arthropoda; Insecta; Diptera; Tephritidae. The record is from RefSeq and is a predicted model, not a curated record.